AUGUCGAUGAAUUUGAGGAAGUCGAUGAAGCGAUCCUUCGGUGAAGGUGAUGCAUCAAAGAAGGCAGACGAAGAGAAGAAGAUGUCCAAAAUACUCCAGAAGUUUGAAGCUUCCUGCUCCAUCUUCAAUCCUCCAAGCGAAGCUGUGGAAGAUCUCAAGGAGAAGUUCAUCGAGUUUUCCUUGAAAGAAGAAUCCAUGAAAGAAGAGAAACCAUGGGCCGUUAUGAACCAUAGGAUCAACAAAGCGCAAGAGCUACUGACAAAGCUCCGUAAAGAUCACCCAGACACCAUUCACGACUGCUUGUUCGGUUGUAACGAGAAAGAGUUUUACCUCGCUGAUAUGAACGAUACGAAGAAAGCAAUUUCUUCCCUUAACGACGGCAACCACCAAGCCUCCACCUCUGAUCCCGCUACCACCGAUGAUGUGCCGGCCGUCACCGCCCCCACCGCAGCUGAUGAUGUUUUGGAAUGA
This is a messenger RNA of Arabis nemorensis, 471 nucleotides long. Lineage: Eukaryota; Viridiplantae; Streptophyta; Magnoliopsida; Brassicales; Brassicaceae. The record is from the annotation of a GenBank genome assembly.